CUGAGCGGAGAGCCCAGAAAUAACCCCGCGGGCGGCAGGAAAAGCGGUGCCCGGCUGCCCUGGCAUCCCAGCGCGCCCCCGAGGCUGCCGUGGCAGGAUCAGCCCCCAGCCCGGCUGGAGACAUUGCCGAUCAGCGGGAUCGGGGGGAAGGCAUAGAGAAGCUGACCCACCCAGGAUAGGAGGAAGGCAUUGGAGAUGGUGCCCUUGCCCAACCCCCCCAAGAGCAGAAGCGGAGACACCGGUGGUUCUGCCAUGUCACAAACAGGUCCACCUGGGGAGUGCCCCACAUUUGGAAAAUGCUGUGCACCACCUCUGGGUGUAGCAACCACUCGUGCUGAGAGGAGAAGUCUUGGCUCAGGCGAUCCGCUCGAGAGUUCCGGGCGCCUGGCCCAGAGUGUUGCACAUGGACAGAAGUGCUACAGGACCCCGCACCUGCAACCUGGAGCUGCCCUUGACCAGCCAGUUGUCGAGAUAGGGGAAGAUCUGGACCCCGCGGCGUCUGAGGGCCUUGCCAUCAAACGGAAGGUCCUGUAAGGAGUUCUGUGCCUCGCUGGACAGCCCAGACAGCAGGAGCCACGACGUCCUCCUCAUGGACACCGCGGAGGCAUAGACCUUGCAGCCGUAUCUGCGGCAUCUGAAGCUGCCUGAAGGGCCACCAUAGCAGCAGCCAUACCCUCCUCCAGCAGAGCCUUGAACCCCUUUUUUGUCACACUCUUAGAGGGAGUCCUCAAAUUUGGGCAGAGAGCCCCACAAAUUGAACUCCUAUCUCCCCAGUAGGGCUUAGUGGUUCACGACCCUCAGUUGGAAACUUGAGGACGAAUAAACCUUCCGCCCGAAUAGA
Molecule: messenger RNA, 841 nt
Organism: Chelonia mydas (Green sea turtle)
Lineage: Eukaryota; Metazoa; Chordata; Testudines; Cheloniidae
Exons: 4
Coding region: 196-534 (112 amino acids)
Source: RefSeq, a predicted model, not a curated record